CCCCAUCAGGGCUCCUAUAAAAUCAGCCCCUUUCCCAUGAAACAUCAGCAAACAUUUUGACGGCUCUGGCUUUUCCCCCCUCUGGAUUUCUGGAGUCUCUGACCCCCAAUCCCCCCCACCGCUCCAACCCUCACCCCCGCCACCUCUCCUCCACUAUCUCCACCACCUUCACCACCAUCUUCUCUCUCUCUGUUACUCUCUCUCUGUAGCCAGCACAUCGUAUGCGUCUCAGUGACAGGCAGUGCUCUCGGACAUUCGGAGGGAGCUGAGGAGGGGGAGUCCUGCUCGAAGCCAUUUUCUCACAGGAGCCCUGGGGACAUUGGAUGGGAAGAGGAUGCACUGUGGGCUGCUCGAAGAGCCUGAUAUGGAAUCCACAGAAAGCUGGAUUGAAAGGUGCCUGAAUGAAAGCGAGAGCAAACCCUAUUCCAGCCACACGUCCCUAGGGAAUAUGUCCACAGACGAAAAUGAAGAGAAGGAAAACAACCGGGCAUCUAAACGCCAUUCAACACCUGCAACUUUACAAUGGUUGGAGGAGAACUACGAGAUUGCCGAGGGUGUGUGUGUCCCUCGCAGUGCACUUUACAUGCACUACCUAGACUUCUGUGAGAAGCAUGGCACUCAGCCUGUCAAUGCUGCUAGUUUUGGGAAGAUAAUAAGGCAGCAGUUCCCUCAGUUAACGACACGAAGGCUGGGAACCAGGGGCCAAUCAAAGUACCACUACUACGGCCUAGCGGUGAAGGAGAGCUCACAGUACUACGAUGUGAUGUACUCCAAGAAGGGUGGCGCCUGGGUAAAUGAGACGGGCAAGAAAGAGGUUACCAAGCAGACAGUGGCGUAUUCACCCCGCUCCAAACUGGGCACUCUGCUGCCAGAAUUUCCAAAUGUCAAAGACCUAAAUCUGCCUGCCAUUCUGCCAGAACAGAAGGUUUCAACAUUUAUCAUGAUGUACAGAACUCACUGCCAGAGAAUACUAGACACCGUUAUACGAGCCAAUUUCGAUGAGGUCCAGAGCUUCCUGUUGCAUUUUUGGCAAGGCAUGCCUCCACACAUGCUGCCUGUUUUGGGCUCAUCCACUGUAGUAAACAUCGUAGGGGUUUGUGACUCCAUCUUAUACAAAGCCAUUUCAGGGGUCCUCAUGCCCACAGUCCUACAGGCCCUGCCUGAUAGCCUGACUCAGGUCAUCAGGAAAUUUGCUAAGCAGCUUGAUGAGUGGUUAAGGGUGGCUCUGCACGAUCUGCCCGAGAACCUGCGUAACAUCAAGUUUGAAUUGUCAAGAAGAUUCUCCCAGAUCCUCAAGCGGCAAACGUCAUUAAAUCAUCUUUGUCAGGCGUCACGGACCGUCAUCCACAGUGCAGAUAUCACCUUUCAGAUGCUGGAGGACUGGAGAAAUGUCGAUCUGAACAGCAUCACUAAGCAGACACUUUACACGAUGGAGGACUCGCGGGAGGAGCAGAGACGACUCAUAAUCCAAUUGUAUCAGGAGUUUGACAGGCUGCUGGAGGACCAGUCCCCAAUUGAAGCGUAUAUUGAGUGGCUGGACUCUAUGGUGGACAGAUGCGUUGUUCGGGUGGCAGGGAAGAGACCUGGGUCCCUGAAGAAGGUUGCUCAGCAGUUUCUUCUCAUGUGGUCCUGUUUUGGGACAAGAGUGAUCCGGGACAUGACUCUGCACAGCGCCCCCAGCUUCGGCUCUUUCCAUCUGAUUCACCUGAUGUUUGAUGACUAUGUGCUAUACCUGCUGGAGUCACUACACUGCCAGGAAAGAGCCAAUGAGCUCAUGAGGGCCAUGAAGGGAGAAGGAACAACGGACAGUGAAGAUAUGGUGCUCACUGAGAGCACCUCAGUGUCCCCUGAACCCUACUCUCCUGCAAAGUCUGUGCCCUCGGUGGGAGCUGUAGCCACCAGCACCCCAACUUCAGCUCAAUCCCCAGAAUACAACAGUGUGUCUGUUACCUCAGGAGCUCUUCAGUCAUAUACAUGGUCCCUUACAUACACAGUGACCACGUCAGGAGGCAAUCCCCCCGAUGGAGGAUCCCAGCUGUCCUGCAUGCGUAGCAGUGCCCCGGUGCACCCUACCUCAUCAGCACACCGGAUGCAAGUCUACCCCUACAGAGACGAGCAUGGAUACACGGGCAGUUACAACUACAGCAGCUACACGAACCAGCAUCAUCAUGCCAUCCAGAGCCAGUAUCCAAGCCUGCCCCAUGACGCAGCCCUCCCCACACCGCUGCACUAUUCCUCUUAUCACCGAUCGUCUGCACAGUACUCAUUGAACAGCCCGAUGUCCCGCAUGGAGCCAUGUCUAAUGGGUGGUACUCCUCGGCUGCAUGCGACCCCGGUGACCCCCCGCUGGCCAGAUGUUCCUUCAGCCAACAGCUACUCCAGCACUCCUAUGCACUCAACACGCUAUGCCUCUACAGGGGAUAUGUACUCCUCUUUGACACCACGCAGAAACUCUGAAUAUGAGCAUGCACAACAUUUUCCUGGCUUUGCCUAUAUUAGUGGAGAAGCUACUACAGGGUGGGCCAAAUAGCCAAAUUUCUGUCCAUUUAGAAAUAUCUGCAGAGAUGUGGAGAGUGAAUCAGCACAAGUAUGGAGAAAGGAAGGGAUCCAGCAAGGCCAAGGAACAACCAGCAUCAUACAGCCGACAUAUGUGUCAGUGGUGGACUGGAAAGGAUACAAGAGGUGCACAGACUCACUUUCUCAACAAGCAGAAAUAUUGUGACGAGAUGACAGUGCAGAUCUAGCCUAAGCGUGCCUUUUAAUUAACUUUAAAUUCCUGAUUUCCAUUCCUUCUCCAAAAUCCUGGACUGUGGCCUAGAUUAAUUCUGAAAGUAUGCAUCUAACAUGCCUCUGUUCUGCUGCUUGACGUCAAAGCAGCUCUUUAACAACACUAAAGAUUUUAUUAUCUCAUUGCAUAUUUGGAUUAGCACUUGUGCUGACUGCUUUCCUGAGUUUCAUGGCUCAUGUUUUACAGUAAACUAAUAACUCCAUUAAAUGCCUCUUGGCCCAUUGCCAUGAUACUGACGUCAAAGGAAGGGAGUUUACUGCAGAACUGAAUAUCAUCUGUCAUCUAAUUGCUGAUUGUAUAUGUAAAUGUGGGGUUCUGACGAUUUCACAGUGAAGUGUUUUAGAUGCUGUGCGUCAGCAUUUUGUGCUGUUCUUUGUACUACAGAUUACUGUCACUGUGGGAGAGUGUAACUCUAAAUAUUUUCUUUAGUAACAUGGCAUCCUUUGGCUUUGUUUAUAUAUAUAUGUUUGUAUUGUAAAUUGCUUUUUUUUUUUUUUUUUUUAGAAAAGUGUUAACUUAGGUUUGUGUGUUUUUAAAUGCACUCAAAGGUACAGUGGACCUAUUACCCUAUGGGUAGAAAUAAAUAAGGAAAGAAUAUCAAAAUGUAACAUUUAUUAUCUUUAGCCACUUUCUCUUGUAAAUAAAAGCACUCAAUAAUGUCUGUGGUGACAGCUGUUACCGUGUAAAUGAUAUAUGUGGAAUUAUUUGUUGCCACAUAAACAAUGUUUAAAACCCACUAUCAAGCGUGAUUAUUUGCCUAUUUAAAUGAGAAGUAUUACCUGACUUGUAUUCC
Tachysurus fulvidraco (yellow catfish) is the source of this 3581-nucleotide messenger RNA. RefSeq names its product regulatory factor X, 4 (gene rfx4). The record is from RefSeq and is a predicted model, not a curated record. Gene Ontology annotation, molecular function: RNA polymerase II cis-regulatory region sequence-specific DNA binding; DNA-binding transcription factor activity, RNA polymerase II-specific. Gene Ontology annotation, biological process: regulation of transcription by RNA polymerase II. The transcript has 18 exons. The coding region runs from base 335 to 2530 and encodes 731 amino acids. Lineage: Eukaryota; Metazoa; Chordata; Actinopteri; Siluriformes; Bagridae.